This is a messenger RNA of Penicillium paradoxum, 1284 nucleotides long. RefSeq names its product putative phosphatidylglycerol specific phospholipase. The record is from RefSeq and is a predicted model, not a curated record. Bases 1 to 1284 code for a protein of 427 amino acids. The transcript has a single exon. Gene Ontology annotation, molecular function: hydrolase activity, acting on ester bonds. Gene Ontology annotation, biological process: phospholipid catabolic process. Lineage: Eukaryota; Fungi; Ascomycota; Eurotiomycetes; Eurotiales; Aspergillaceae.
AUGGCGCGUUCUUUAGUUCUCCUUGCCCUAAGUCUGGGCGCCACAGCGCUACCCGCUUCAUCGGGGAUGAGCAACAUCAAAAACAUUGUGGUUUUGGUACAGGAAAACCUGUCCUUUGACCAUUUUGCGGGUGGUCUUGACUAUGACUCCAGCAUCGAUGGCCCGCAGAAUCCUCAGUUUUGCAAUCCCGCCAAUAUUUCUCUGCCUAACUCGGGACAGGUCUGCGCCAACCCGAUCGCAAAGAACAUCGCAUCGGACGACCCAAAUCACAGCAUUGCAGGAGGUAACAUGCAGAUAUUUGGCACCUAUCACCCGGUAGUAGGAUCUAAGUCUUCUAUGGAUGGGUUCAUCAGUGAGCAGCGUGGCUCCUACCCAAAGGACGACCUCGACCGGGCAUCUGAGGCGAUCAACUACUUUGCCCCAGAAAAUAUUCCUGUCUUCAAAACCAUCGCCCAGAACUUUGUCUUGUUUGACCGCUGGUUUGCUGCCGUUCCCGGUCCUACAAACCCCAACCGCGCCUACUUAACCUCGGGCACUUCACACGGCCAUGGCGCCAACGAUGCCGACUUCCUCAACUCUGCGCUGCCACAAAAGUCCAUCUUCGAGCAGUUAUCGGACAAGGGUAUUACAUGGAGGAACUAUGAAAACUCAACCAAGUCCGAUCCUCCAUUUUUGCCCGACGCCAUGUUCUAUGAUUGGACUGCGAAGAAUGGCAAAGACAAAAUCCUUCCGAUUUCCCAAUUUUAUACUGAUGCUCACGCUGGAAACCUCCCACAAUUCACGUGGAUCAAUCCCGAGUGCUGCUCUUACAUGUCAAUGCAUCCCCCAUCUCCAAUCAACAUGGGCGAGAACUUCGUCAAGAGCAUCUAUGAGGCUGUGCGGAACUCCCCGCAGUGGAACGAGACCCUCUUCAUUCUGAUCUGGGACGAACAUGGUGGUUUCGCAGACCACGUUCCACCCCCAACUGAAGUUCCCGCGGGCGACAGUCUGAUCUACACGGAAGACGCCCGGGAUGGCCAGCAAUACACUUUCCGGUUUGAUCGCUUAGGGGUUCGAGUUCCGACAGUUCUAAUCUCCCCCUGGGUCGCCAAGGGCUUAGUCCAACAUCAAUCAAGCGAGGGGAACGAGUUUACGCACACUUCCAUCCUCAAAUUUGUCUCCGAGCUUUGGGAAUUAGAUACUCUUUCUCCGCGUGUGGAUUGGUCGCCCUCCUUUGGGAACUUGAUCACAAACAGCUUUCGAAGCGAUACUCCCGAGAAAUUGCCAGAUGCGGCAAAUUUCUGA